AUGUCGCUGAAAGGCGUCGCGACUCCGUCGUGGGGAGAGAGGGAGGCUGAGAACGAGAGCAAAGUCCAUCGCGCGCCAGGCUACGAGAAGGAGCUCGUGUCGCUGCCUUUCUCGGAUGAGCCGCACAUCAACACCAUGUCCGCUUGUUUGAAACGUGCACGAGACAAGUUUGCAAGCCGCCCAUUCUUGGGGGAGCGGACGCGGGAGCCGGAGGGCAAGAGAGGAAAGUACGUCUUCGAGACCUACGAGAAAUGCUAUACAGACAUCCUGAGGUUGGGGGUUGGCCUCGUGCAACAGUGCGGGCUGGAUAGCACAGGAAAGGAGGGGGAGAGCCAAUUUCGCAUUGGAAUCUACUCAAUCAAUCGCUCCGAAUGGACGAAGCUGCUUCAUGCUGCCUGGAGGUCCCGCAUCGUGGUUGUUCCCCUGUACGACACGCUCAUGCUCAACUCCGUCACUUACAUCGUUACUCAUGCCGAGUUAACGACGAUCGCAGCAGAACGAGCAAAGUUGCCCAACUUGAUCAAGUGCGACUGGAAGGGCUCGAAUCUCAGGAACAUCUCUACCUUGAUGCCGGCUCCAAAGGACUGGGCCUGCAUCAUGUACACGAGCGGGACGACCGGGGUCCCCAAGGGAGUGAUCCAGACGCACGAGAACGUGCUAUCCUCAGCUGCUGGAAUUCUCCGUCAGAACUUCCGUGAGGACUUGCUGCUUGAAGACAACCUCUACAUCUCCUACCUCCCCCUCGCUCACUCGCUCGAAGUCGGGCUCCAGAACUGCGUUGUCUUGGUUGGCUGCGCCAUCGGCUUCUAUCAGGGAGAUGUCAAGAAGCUCGUGAGUGAGGACCUGCCGGAUCUCCGACCGACCAUCAUGGCUGGAGUUCCGAGAAUCUACGCGCGUAUCUAUGACAAGGUCUUGAUGGGCGUUGAGAGCAAGGGUUUCAUCGCAAAGACCAUCUUCAACUGGGGAAUGAGAUCGAAGAAGACCAAGUUCAUUUACAACAAGAUACUCUUCAACAAGCUCAAACGAGUGCUCGGCGGAAGAAUCCGUCUGCUGGCCUCAGGCGCUGCUCCUCUCAGUGCAGAGCUUCACAACUUCCUCAGGCAAGUCUUCGACUGUCCUGUCCUUGAAGGGUACGGGAUGACUGAGAACUCUGCUACUGCUUGCGUUCAGCCGCUUGGCAGUAUCAAAGGAGGAAAUGUCGGGGGCCCAACGCCAGUAGUUGAGGUGAAGCUGCGAGACACUGAAGACUACAAGAGCUCAGAUGUUUAUCCGACGACAAAGAGAGAGUUUGAGCAGCAGGCUUCCUUCAAAGGACCCUUCGAUCCCACUCUUGCCGGCAGAGUGGUCGAGCGAGGAGAGAUCUGCUUGCGGGGUUUCAAUGUGUUUCCGGGUUACUUGAAGAAUGAGGAGGAGAGCAGAGAAGCGCUUGACGACAAGGGUUGGCUCCACACGGGCGAUAUCGGCAUGUGGAAUCAAGACGGCUCGCUCUCAGUCAUCGACCGCAAGAAGAACAUCUUCAAGCUCGCACAAGGCGAGUACGUAGCGCCUGAGGCUGUUGAGAAUGCCUUGAGCGCCUGCAAGUGGGUGGGACAGUGCUGGAUCUACGGCAACUCCUACGAGAACUACGUGGUCGCAGUGAUAGUGCCAGAUCGAGAGGUCUUGAUGACGUGGGCAGGAAGGCACAGGCCGAGGACGAGCAUGGCUGACCUGGUAAGGGAUCCUGCAGUGAAGAGGAUGAUCUUCGAUGACGUCAUCGCCAUCGGGCGCGCGGCGAAGUUGAGGGGCUUUGAACUGCCGUGUGAGAUCGAGUUUGAGACCGAGGUGAACGAGGCGGGUCAGGGGUUCACCAUAGAGGAAGAGCUGGUCACUCCCACCCUCAAGCUCCGGCGGUCAAACCUAGUCAAGAAGUACCAGGCGAGGAUCGAUGCCAUGUACCAGCAGAUCCGAAAGAACGACAAGAUCGCGAAGAAGAUAUAG
Molecule: messenger RNA, 1977 nt
Organism: Guillardia theta CCMP2712
Lineage: Eukaryota; Cryptophyceae; Pyrenomonadales; Geminigeraceae
Exons: 8
Coding region: 1-1977 (658 amino acids)
Biological process (GO): long-chain fatty acid metabolic process
Cellular component (GO): endoplasmic reticulum; membrane
Molecular function (GO): long-chain fatty acid-CoA ligase activity
Source: RefSeq, a predicted model, not a curated record